Tarenaya hassleriana is the source of this 730-nucleotide messenger RNA. Its product is annotated as cytochrome c6, chloroplastic. Bases 53 to 583 code for a protein of 176 amino acids. Lineage: Eukaryota; Viridiplantae; Streptophyta; Magnoliopsida; Brassicales; Cleomaceae. The transcript has 6 exons. Gene Ontology annotation, molecular function: iron ion binding; electron transfer activity; heme binding. The record is from RefSeq and is a predicted model, not a curated record.
CAAAAUCUAGACGCCAAUCCGCACAUUCAUCAACACUCUCAGGUUCCAAGAGAUGAGGCUUCUCUCUUCUGCUUCGCCUGGCUUGUGCAACAUAUUUUCUAACUCCAAAAAGGGCAAUGCAAGGGGAGGAGAAUUGCAAAACCCAGUUGCCAUAAAGCACAAAGAUUCGAAAUUUCCGAUAAAGAAGUUAGCUCCGCAUCUCACGGCGGUUCUGUUUGCCGUAUCAGUGAUCUCCCAACCUGCAGAGUCGCUAGGACAAAGCCUGGACAUACAAAGAGGAGCCACCUUGUUUCAGAAAGCUUGUAUUGGUUGUCAUGAUGCAGGUGGAAACAUAAUCCAACCAGGCGCAACACUUUUCACUAGUGACCUUCAAAGAAAUGGAGUUGACACCGAGGAAGAGAUAUUCCGUAUUACCUACAAUGGAAAGGGAAGAAUGCCGGGAUUUGGGGAAAAAUGCACACCGAGAGGGCAGUGUACGUUUGGACCACGGUUGCAGGAUGAGGAAAUCAAGCUUCUGGCAGAGUUUGUUAAGUUUCAGGCCGACAAAGGUUGGCCAGACACACCAAAUGGGCAAGAGGAUUAGCAUAACUAACAUAAGAAGUAAUAGUCAUCUUAGGCAUUGAGCUCCUACAAUAUAGUUCAUACCAACUGAAGCUCAUAUCAUAUGUUUACUCAAUAUAUGGAUAUGGAAAUGAUAUUUUCAGCCUGAACGUUGUUAGAUUCUUGAAUC